Molecule: messenger RNA, 524 nt
Organism: Octopus sinensis (East Asian common octopus)
Lineage: Eukaryota; Metazoa; Mollusca; Cephalopoda; Octopoda; Octopodidae
Product: histone H2B, gonadal-like
Exons: 1
Coding region: 7-384 (125 amino acids)
Cellular component (GO): nucleosome
Molecular function (GO): structural constituent of chromatin; protein heterodimerization activity; DNA binding
Source: RefSeq, a predicted model, not a curated record
GACAUCAUGCCACCAGCACCAGCCACCGCUUCGAAAGGAGCCAAGAAGGCUUCCAAGGCCAAAGCUUCCCGUCCCGCAGGAGACAAGAAGCGCAAGAAGAAGAGGAAGGAAAGUUAUUCCAUCUACAUCUACAAAGUAAUGAAACAAGUCCACCCCGACACUGGCAUCUCCAGCAAAGCUAUGUCCAUCAUGAACAGUUUCGUCAACGAUUUGUUCGAAAGAAUCGCUUCUGAAUCCAGCCGUUUGGCUCACUACAACAAACGUUCGACCAUCAGUAGCCGUGAGGUGCAGACUGCUGUCCGUCUGCUUCUCCCUGGUGAGUUGGCUAAACACGCCGUCUCUGAAGGGACCAAGGCUGUUACCAAAUACACCAGCAGCAAGUAAAUCUUGCUUUUCUCCAAAAAACGGUCCUUUUAAGGGCCACCUAUAUUUUCAUGAUUUCCAACUUUCGAUUUUCUAUUGAUCUGCGAUUUUAGUGCGUUUUUCACCAGAUGAAGACUCUACUUAAGUCACCAUUCUGUUCU